Dovyalis caffra is the source of this 3000-nucleotide messenger RNA. Lineage: Eukaryota; Viridiplantae; Streptophyta; Magnoliopsida; Malpighiales; Salicaceae. The record is from the annotation of a GenBank genome assembly.
AUGGAGUCGCGAAUGGAUCAGUAUGAGAUCAUGGAGCAAAUCGGUCGUGGUGCUUUCGGUGCUGCCAUUCUUGUUCAUCAUAAAUCCGAGAAGAAGAAGUAUGUGUUGAAGAAGAUCAGGCUUGCGAGACAAACUGAGAGAUGCCGGAGAUCUGCUCAUCAAGAAAUGGCGCUGAUUGCGCGAAUUCAGCAUCCGUACAUUGUAGAAUUUAAAGAAGCAUGGGUUGAGAAGGGUUGCUAUGUUUGUAUUGUUACUGGAUACUGUGAAGGUGGAGACAUGGCUGAAUUGAUGAAAAAAUCGAAUGGUGUGUAUUUUCCUGAAGAGAAACUCUGCAAGUGGUUCACUCAACUGCUGUUAGCAGUGGAAUAUCUGCAUGGCAAUUAUGUUUUACAUCGGGAUCUGAAAUGUUCCAACAUCUUUCUUACCAAAGAACAGGAUGUUCGUCUUGGGGAUUUUGGACUUGCUAAGACCCUGAAAGCAGAUGACCUGGCUUCGUCGGUGGUUGGAACUCCUAAUUACAUGUGUCCUGAACUGCUUGCAGAUAUUCCUUAUGGUUUCAAAUCAGAUAUUUGGUCCUUGGGGUGCUGUAUGUAUGAGAUGGCUGCUCAUCGUCCCGCUUUUAAAGCCUUCGAUAUGGCAGGAUUGAUAAGCAAGAUAAAUCGUUCUUCUAUUGGCCCGUUGCCUUCCUGCUAUUCUCCAUCUUUGAAAUUGGAUAGCUUUGCUGUUUUUGUUUUGUUUCUGUCCAUUGUCCUGUAUGUUGAUGACGAUCCACCUUUGAGUCACUGCUUAGCUUUGGUAUUAAAUGUGUUUAACUGCAGGAAGACACUCAUUAAAGGCAUGCUGAGAAAGAAUCCUGAGCAUCGUCCAAACGCAUCCGAGAUUUUGAAGCACCCAUAUUUGCAGCCUUAUGUUGAUCAAUACCGUCCAUCCUUCAGUCCUCCAACAUCAUGCUUUCCUGAGAAACCUAUUCCUAGAAGUCGUGAAUCUAGAAGAAAUAUGGCUGAAAGCCAGAACAGUAAUAGUUCUAGUAGUGAUAAAGAUAGUUUGCUUUCAAGUGAUCGAAAUAUCCCAGCAAUGAUCUCAAAUUGUGAAAAUAAAGCCACGGAUACACAUUUAGCUUCUGUUGAUGAUGAAGAUGGGACUGAACAGCUCAUGCCAUGCGAAGAAGAAAAGAGCCCCAAUGUUUGUGUUGUCAAAAUGGAUGAACAGAAGGUGAUGAAACCCUGUCAUGACGAACAUGGAUGCAAUGUGGAACCAAAGCAACCGAAAACUAUCAAAAGUAUUAUGAUGGCUUUAAAAGAAGGAAAACCUAGAGAAAAUGGUUCCCCUAUGAGAGGAAAUCGUACCAAAACCGGAAGAAGUAACAUAGAAGCAUCUCCUAAAGUUCUUAAACCUAAUGCCCUUGCUUCUGGUUUAAAGUCUAAUGCAGAUACACCAACUGUAGCACCAGUAAAAGCAGCCAUGGAUUCUGCAAAGCGGAUCCAGGGAUCACAUCCCUUGAAACACCAGUUACCUAUAAUUGAGUCCUCACCGAAGACUAAACCCAGACAUGAUGGGAUUCCUCCACCUGGUCCAAUUAAACAUGUUGAUGAUGGACUUGCCAUGAAGCCAAGGCAAAGAACUCCUCCUAAUCUAUUUAGGCGAUCUUCAUUUCCUGGAAGGACAAGACAGACAGGAGCUGAUGUUCCAAAUGGAAAUGUGAAGUUGAUUCCAACUGAGGGAAACCAAGAACCUGAAAAUAGUUCUUAUCAAGUGCCUGAUGGUCACCCAUAUUUUUCUAAGGAGGUAUCGCAGGAGUCUCAAAAAGCUUUAGUUGGAGCUUGCAAAGGAAUGCAGACAGAAAGCAGUAAUUCUGUCUCAUCUUCAGUGUCAAUUCAAGCUUUUGAGAUUUGUGAUGAUGCAACAACUCCAUUUGUUCCCAUGCCUGAACAGGCUCUUCCUAAUCAUGAGGUAGUGAUCUGCAUGGAAAACUUGGAACAAUGUCCACGCAGCUGCUCUCCUGCUAGCACUUCGCAAUCUGGCAUGUCUGAAAAUUUGUCUGGGGAAAACAGUGAACGUGGUCAUAAAUCUGUACAAUGCUCAGUGGAAACGAUGGAUGUUGUCGUAGAUCUUCACAAGAAGACCACUGUUGGUGAUGGGAGAGAGGGUGAAAGUAGUGCUCUGAAUCUGACCGCCCCAAGUUCUGAAGAAAUAUUUAUUUGUAAAGAUAAUACCCAAUUGAGCAGGCCAUGUACUGGGCCUGAUAUUGUGCCCCAUUCAAAUCUUAUAUCUGCAUCUGGUGAUGAUGACAAGUUCACAGUAAGAGAACUUUUAUCAUCAUUUUCAGAAACCACUCCUUCCAUUACCUCACCAAUGUCAACUAGCCAAAAAAAUUUGCCAUCAGAGAAAGCUACCAUUUUACAAAAUUCAGCUGUUGAUAAGCCCACUGCUGCCCAUCUGUCUCCUGCUUUUGAUGAUGUAAUACAUGUUAUACGGCACAGUAGUUUUCGUGUUGGGAGUGAGCAGCCAGUUAUGGAAACUGUGGAGAUGGGGGUUCAAAAUGUGGAUGUUGGAAAGCUAUUAAAUGUAGUAAAAGAUGAAUUGGAGAUGAGAAAUGUGAGUACAGGGAUGACUCUUAAAUCAUCAAAUUGCUCUGAAGCUGUGAGUUUGAAAUCAAGUCUUCCAGAUCAUUCUGGCAUUAAAGAAAUGGAUGUGAGAAACGUCAGCCCAUCAGUCCCACAAUCUGAUAUUUCUGAGCUACCAAAAUCCAACUCCUCCAGUACUGAAGAGGAAGCACCGGUAAAGGAAAUUUUGGAUGUUAAAUCUUUUAGGCAGAGGGCAGAGGCACUUGAAGGACUUCUAGAAUUAUCUGCUGAGUUGCUUCAGCAAAGCAGAUUAGAAGAGCUUGCAGUUGUUUUAAAACCAUUCGGGAAAGAUAAAGUUUCUCCAAGGGAGACAGCUAUCUGGUUAGCUAAGAGUCUUAAAGGAAUGAUGAUUGAGGACAGUGGACGGAGUUCAUGA